AUGUUGGAGAUACUAGUUCAAUCAUUAUAUGAAGUUGGCAAGUCAUCAGAAGCACUCAAACUAGUCAACAAGUUCUAUCAAGGUGGUCUCACAUUCGCUCCAAUCAACAUAUUGACACUUUGUAUCCAUCUAUUGGUAUACAUGAAGAGCUAUCAUGAGGCCAAAGGUACAGUGAUCAACUGUCUCAACCAUCGACCCAUUGUCACAGAGCCAGAGUCACAGAUAUCUACGUCAUUCAAUGUCAAUCAUAAUAUAACUCAAGAGGAGUAUGAUCAGUUGGCGGAACUACUCGUGUUCCACAUCCUCUUUAGAAUCGAGGAGAUUGAUGAGGCCAGGGCAUUCCUUCAAUGCUCCAAUCUGCCUCAGUGGAAGCGUGAAGGGUUCACCAAGUCACUCGAGGAAAUGGUUCAGAUCAGGGAACAAGAGAUCAAUCAAGCGAUCCUCAAGCAGAAACAACUACAACAGCAACAGCAACAACAACAACAACAACACAACUCGCCAGUCGAUCUGGUCGAGACCAAUGGCAACAACAAGCUGACCAAGCCAAGCCCAACAGGACUAGACAACAAGAACAUUAGCCGAUAUAGUAUACAUGCAUUGAUCACAUAUUUGAAGCAGUUUGGAUAUAAGAAAUGGCUAACGGCAUUGUCAAAGAGACUGGCUGUGUUCAUGAUGCGUGUCAAGAACUGGGCCAAGAAGGCCAAGACAUUGGACAUGCACUGGCUGCGCAAGAUGGCACCAGUGAUCAUCUGGUGCACAGUCAUCUACUUUGGCACAAGACAUCUAUUGCGAGGAACACUAUCACGUGGAAAUAGACAAGACACUGCCAAUCGACAACAUCAUUUGCCCAACACCUCCCAUUAUCAUGGUGCCUCUCAACCCCAGCCUCCACAACGCAUGCGACAACUUGGUUCAAGCAAUCGAGCAAUGGAGUACAGGGCAAAUGGUGUUGGUGGCACUCACAAUGGCGGCAACAAUAACUGUGGCAACAGUAUCAUGGGCUCAUUACGCGACCUGGCAUCGAACGCCUUCAACUAUAGAUAUGGCUGA
Molecule: messenger RNA, 1050 nt
Organism: Acytostelium subglobosum LB1
Lineage: Eukaryota; Evosea; Eumycetozoa; Acytosteliales; Acytosteliaceae
Exons: 2
Coding region: 1-1050 (349 amino acids)
Source: RefSeq, a predicted model, not a curated record